Messenger RNA from Drosophila persimilis, 510 nucleotides. RefSeq lists its product as uncharacterized. The coding region runs from base 63 to 476 and encodes 137 amino acids. The transcript is spliced from 3 exons. The record is from RefSeq and is a predicted model, not a curated record. NCBI's taxonomy places the organism in Eukaryota, Metazoa, Arthropoda, Insecta, Diptera, Drosophilidae.
GAAGGAAAAGGGGUCUUCGGUGGGGGCAGAGGCUAGUGAAACGCAUCCUCGCUUGAUCCUUGAUGAUGGCCAUCGCGCAGCCCUACGACUUCACGGAUCACAAGUUUUGUGGAGCUGCACGCUGGCCCACAAGUGACCCCUGGGCCAAACCAUCUUCAAGAUAUUCCAGAAAAUUGUACCGGACCUGCCUUCAAGCGGGGGCACGUGAUCGAGGACCUCACCCUAGACGAUGGCAAUGCUUGUCCCAUCUACAACGACAUGAUCCUGGGGCGCGAUCGUGGGCUGAACGAGAAACUGGAUGCUCAAAACGUUUUGAAUGCCAGCUUGGAGUGGAGGAGAAUGCGAGGGAGUUCCGCUUAUCCGCAGGCCAGCCUCUGGCGCGGACGUGUUCAACAGCUCGGCGAGCGAGUGUGUGCCAUCCGACUGAUUUGUUGCCGCAAAUGACCAGACUAUUGUGUAGUUUAUAUAUUUUAUAAAGAAAUACAAGACAAGAAAGUGCAUUGAUUGAAA